Molecule: messenger RNA, 1137 nt
Organism: Leptinotarsa decemlineata (Colorado potato beetle)
Lineage: Eukaryota; Metazoa; Arthropoda; Insecta; Coleoptera; Chrysomelidae
Biological process (GO): protein O-linked glycosylation via mannose
Cellular component (GO): Golgi apparatus
Source: RefSeq, a predicted model, not a curated record
CUGCACAUUCUAAAAUUGAAUUUUAAUGGUGAUAUUCUCGUUUUUAUCGAAAUAUAGUUCAGUUUAUUUCAAGGAGUCGUAAACUACGAUUAGGUAUGCGUUUGAGAGUAUUCGAGAGACCUAUUCUCGUGUCACUUCUGAUUAUCAAAAUAAUCGUGAUAUAUCUGACAUUUUUCCUCAAACAAAAUACGUUUUGGAAUCCUAAAGUCGAAGUUUCCACCAAGACGAUUCCAGUUACAAAACCACUAACAAAACACAUCAGCAAGCAAAUAACAAUUGUUAUAAGAGAAUUUGAACUUUAUGAAAAUGAUGUGACAUUAACAGCUCAUUCAUUCAUCAAUUUAUUUCCAAAUAUCCAAGUAUUUAUAUUGUAUGAUGAACUUCCUUAUCCUCCACUCGAUAUCAUUUUCACUAACAAUUCUCUCGCUAACGUUAAGUUUGUGAAGUUAUCACCAAAUCUGAGGGGUAGUUUUUCAGAUCAGUACCCACUUAUUGGCUUAAUAAAAACAAAGUAUGUUUUAUUUGUACCCGAUUCAACCAGAGCAUCAUCAAGGCAGAGCUUACAAAUAAUGAUCAAUGAACUCAAUAAGGUACCAGGACAAGUUGUGGUUGCAACUGUGAACAAUAGAAAAAAAUAUCCUGACUGUUUGAGGAUAAAUGUUAAUAUACGUGAAUGGACUUUGAAAUUAAGCUUGGUGAAAAACAUGCAGUGUGAUGGAAUAUCUGGAAAACAUGCUAUGCUUGUGGAGACUGACACUUUAAAAAGAUUGUCAAACGCAUUCUUUCUUCCAUUUCCUUAUUCAUUAUAUAUUCAGACUGCUGCACUGGAUAUUGAGAUUGUGGAAGGUUAUAUACUCAAAAAACAAUAAUAAACAUUGAGUCCUCCACAAAAGUCUUUCAAAGAAUCUAUAUUUCACGACUAUAAUAGAAAGUACGGUUUUGUUUGAGAAGUGUACCUACUAUUUUUCCUGGAAUUGGUGAAAAAAUAAAAGACAUUGUGUUAAUAAAUUAGGUAAAGUUCUUAUGUAAAUAAAAAUAAAAGGCCAAAAUGCUUUAAUUGUUGUUAAAUUUCUCUUGAUAUUUAUAUAUAAAUCUGUACAUCUUUAUUUAAUGUUAAUAAAAUGAAUACUCAAUAUG